GGAAGCAUGAAAAAUCUCAAUCACAGCCAACUCUGUGUUGGUAAAAUUAAACGCUCAUAAUAUAUCAUUUCACCUUCCCUUUCCAUCGCCCAAUAAUCAAUGCCCUUCCAUUUCCUCUGUUUCUUUCCUUCGCACCCAAUCAAUGGCGUCGGUUCUCCAUGCAGAUCGUCUCCUACAAAAGCCCCUCUGCCACACAGAUCCCUUUACAGCCAUAGCCAUAUGGAGGAGAAGCCCUCCAGAACCACUUGCUCCACCGAUCUCUGCUUCGCCAUUUUCACUUCCUUCGCCCUAAUCUGGAUUUUUCUCUGUUUUGAUUACUCCACUUUCCGUUCCUCCGACAAUGGCGUCCUCAUCGCUUCCUCUGUCUUCUCCACCAACAAAUUACCCCUCCAGAAUCCUUGCUCUGGCCGCUACUUGUUCAUCCACAACAUUCCGAGUCGAUUUAAUCUCGAUUUGAUUAGAGACUGCCAAUCUCUUACCAGAGGAACCGAUAAGUCCGAUAUGUGUCCGUAUUUCCAGAACUCUGGCCUCGGGCAUGAAAUCGAAGAUUCUCGAGGAGUUUUCUUCAACUAUAGUUUGUUCAAGACGAAUCAGUUUCUGUUGGAGGUCAUUUUCCACAACAGAAUCAAACAGUACGAAUGCUUGACGAACGAUUCGGCUAUGGCGUCAGGUAUUUAUGUUCCGUUUUACGCUGGCCUCGAUAUCAGCCGCCACCUAUGGAAUCCGAAUAUCUCGGCUAGGGAUUCUUCCGCUAGGGAUUUUGUUGGUUUGAUUUCUGAAAAACCUGAGUGGAAGAGGAUGUUUGGGAGGGAUCAUUUCUUCGUUUCUGGAAGAAUUUCUUGGGAUUUCAGAAGGAAAACGGAUGAAGGUUCUGAUUGGGGGAGUACACUCAGAUUCUUGCCUGAAUCUCACAAUAUGACGAUGCUCUCUAUUGAAGCGAGUUCGUGGAAAAACGACUUUGCGAUUCCGUAUCCGACUUAUUUUCAUCCAUCCAAACGGAGCGAAGUUGUUGAAUGGCAGAAUCUCGUGAGAGCUAGACGGCGCCCUCACUUAUUCACCUUCGUCGGCGCUCCACGGCCGGACCUCAUACACUCCAUUCGAGGUAUGGUAAUCGAGCAAUGUCGAGGUUCAUCACUCUGUAAAUUCAUGGAUUGCAGUUCCAAUGGUGUUAACUGUGAUGAUCCUAUCACCACCAUGAAAGCAUUUCAGAGCUCGACCUUCUGCUUGCAGCCUCCAGGAGAUUCAUACACCAGAAGAUCAAUAUUCGAUUCGAUUUUAGGUGGAUGCAUUCCAGUUUUCUUCAAUCCAGGUACUGCAUAUUCCCAAUAUUUAUGGCAUUUUCCUGAGAACCGAACAUCAUAUUCUGUGUAUAUACCUGUGAGGGAUGCGAGCAACUGGAGUGGGAGUAUUGAGGGGAGUUUGAAAGGGAUUUCGAAAGAGAGGGAAUCCGCCAUGAGAGAAGAGGUCAUAAGAAUGAUUCCAAGAAUAGUUUAUGCAGACCCCAGAUCGAGUUCGUGGGAUUUUGAGGAUGCAUUUGAUUUAGCCAUUAAAGGAAUUCUUGAAAGAGUUGAAGAUGUUCGAAGGAAGAUUAGGGAGGGGAGAGAUCCUGGUGAAGGAUUUGAUGAUCCUGAUGACUUUAAGUAUACAUUUUCCAGUAUAGACUGAGAAAAAUGUUGGAGAUUUGAAUGAAAAACAAUGGAAAUGAAGAUUUGGGAGUGAAAAUAGGAUCAAACCCGUCGAUUCAUUUGGGAUAGUGCUCCACAAAUUAAGAUCUGUGUUCAUAUUU
Cucurbita maxima (winter squash) is the source of this 1786-nucleotide messenger RNA. RefSeq names its product probable xyloglucan galactosyltransferase GT14. The record is from RefSeq and is a predicted model, not a curated record. The transcript has a single exon. Bases 100 to 1665 code for a protein of 521 amino acids. NCBI's taxonomy places the organism in Eukaryota, Viridiplantae, Streptophyta, Magnoliopsida, Cucurbitales, Cucurbitaceae. Gene Ontology annotation, molecular function: glycosyltransferase activity.